CCUUACAUGGUUAGGGAAAAGAAAGUGGACAGCAGUUGCUCCCAAGAAGGUGCCAAGCCUUUGCUGCACCUAGCAACUGGUUCCAACGUGUCGCUUCCCAAGCCGAGGUCGGGGGACAUAGCUCGCAAACGGUGGCUUCUACUGAGAGAGAUAUUGCGAAGCGGUUUCGGUAGAGGGUACGGUUUCGGUUUCGGUUUCGGUUUUGAGAGUGGUGGUCAACUUACGGAGGAGCAAACGGCCUCGGUGCGAAGGUUCAAGACCUUUAAUUUGUUGCGUCAGGUUUGCUUUGAGGACCAUUGGAAGUUGAAAUCUCUGGGAAAUAUCAACAAUUGGUGUACGUUUGUGAUGCAACUGAACAAUAGUGUCGAAUAUUCAGUGAAUAUUCACCAUUUGGAACGCCAGCUGACAGCCAACGAUCUCGUUGGCUUCAACAACACCGGAAACAUAUGCGUGUGGCCUGCAGAGGAGGCUUUGGCGGCUCUUGUGUUGUCCGAUUUAGGAACCUAUCGCAGCAAAUGGAUUAUGGAAUUGGGCGGUGGCUACACCUCACUCGCAGGUCUCAUGCUGGCCAAAUAUGCCGAGCCUUUUGCCGUGCACCUGACUGACGGUAAUGAGUUGUCUGUGGAGGAUCUGAAGAGGACUGUCCGCCUCAACGAGCUGAGCUGCUACAUCAAAUGCUCGGUCCUGAAGUGGCAGGACGUGGCAGCUCGUUCACCCCCCGAGCAGGCCAAAAUUGAAUAUAUACUCUGCGCCGAUUGCUUGUUCUUCGAUGAGGCCCGUUCCGCGCUGAUCGACACAAUUUGGUACUAUUUGGCACCCUCUGGGGAGGCCUUGGUAAUGGCGCCACGGCGCGGAAGGACAUUCGAUGCGUUUCGGGAGAAGUGCCUGGCGCGGGGAUUCAAUGUGGAGAUGGUUACGCGCUACCAUGAGACCAUUUGGCGGCGCCACAAGCAGCUCAAGGCGAACUCUGCUCUCUACGACGAAGAUCUACAUUAUCCUUUGCUCUUGCGCUUGUCCAAGAAAACUAGCUAGAUUUAAUUCAAAUUUAGUUCGAUCCAGGAAACUCUAGUUCACACAGCAGACUUUUUUACUGCAAUACCGAAGAGAUCACUUCAAAUAAUACACAUAAAUCUUUCGAUUUCCAUUCAGAAACAUAUAUUGAUUGCUAAGAAAUUAACCUAAAGACUGAAUAAUUCGUACAGAUUUCAA
Scaptodrosophila lebanonensis is the source of this 1209-nucleotide messenger RNA. RefSeq names its product calmodulin-lysine N-methyltransferase-like. NCBI's taxonomy places the organism in Eukaryota, Metazoa, Arthropoda, Insecta, Diptera, Drosophilidae. The transcript has a single exon. Gene Ontology annotation, molecular function: calmodulin-lysine N-methyltransferase activity. Gene Ontology annotation, cellular component: cytoplasm. The record is from RefSeq and is a predicted model, not a curated record. Bases 7 to 1032 code for a protein of 341 amino acids.